Aspergillus campestris IBT 28561 is the source of this 2673-nucleotide messenger RNA. RefSeq names its product trehalose-6-phosphate synthase. The record is from RefSeq and is a predicted model, not a curated record. NCBI's taxonomy places the organism in Eukaryota, Fungi, Ascomycota, Eurotiomycetes, Eurotiales, Aspergillaceae. Gene Ontology annotation, biological process: trehalose biosynthetic process. The transcript has 3 exons. Gene Ontology annotation, cellular component: cytosol; alpha,alpha-trehalose-phosphate synthase complex (UDP-forming). Gene Ontology annotation, molecular function: catalytic activity. Bases 1 to 2673 code for a protein of 890 amino acids.
AUGACAGUCUUUAUCGCCUCAGUUUUUCUUCCUUAUACCAUCGACUUUCAGGCGACUGAGCUCAAACGUACUCGUCGCCUGUCAUCCGUAAGCCACGCACAUGCAAGCGACCAGAUUAUAGGACGCUUGGCGGAAGCUCGUCGGAGACGCGACUCCAAAGCAUAUAGCCUUUCUCCCACGCCGGGUGCGACCACAGAAGAUGAGAGAAUCUUCAAGCCCUAUGCCUCACGUUCGGCAGGCGAGAUUCCCCUGGCGGAUGAUCCCAAUGGACCGGGUCCCAACGAACCGCGGAACGUCUCAUGGGGUCAAAGCCGGAAGUUCAACCAGCCACGCUCCAAGGCGUCGCUCUAUCCGGAGUCCUCUAUUCUGAGCCGUCCUGGCUCAGGUGAUGGCAUGAAGAUUGACACUUCUCUCGACCCUUUGCCAACGCCGGAUUCGGAGGAGGACUACGGAAGUCCUCGUGCUCUUCUCUCCGACGUCGAUUGGGCUGUCAAGGCAGCCGAACAGGGCAACGGCGGCCUCCGCAAUGCCGUCAAGAUUGCACAAAAGUCAGGGUUCCUCCCUGAUAAACGGUGGGUUGGCACAUUGGGGAUGCCGACCGAUUCACUUAAAGACGAAACUCGUGCCAGUAUCUCGGAGAUGUUGGGGGAUGCAUUCGAGUCGCUGGCGGUCUUCGUCGGUGAUAGCGAAUUCGAAGGACACUAUAGCCAUUUCUGUCGCAUGAUGCUAUGGCCAGCGCUCCAUUAUCAGAUGCAGGAGAGCCCCCGACAUACUGAAUAUGACGACUAUGCCUGGAAACAGUACGUCAAGGUCAACGAGGCAUUCGCCCAAACCAUCAUUGCCCAUUGGCGCCCUGGCGAUAGCAUUUGGGUCCACGACUACCACCUUAUGCUGUUGCCUUCGCUGCUGCGGGAGAAACUUCCCACAGCUGAAAUUGGCUUCUUCAUGCACUCUUCCUUCCCGUCCUCGGAAGUUUUUCGGUGUCUCAACUCGCGAGAGGCGCUGCUCUAUGGUCUUCUCGGUGCGGAUCUGGUCGGUUUCCAGACGGAUGAGUAUUGCCACCACUUCCUCCAAGCCUGCAGUCGCCUUCUCCGUCUAGAGGUUUCCGUCGACGGUGUACAACUUCAGCGCCGUCUCGUUCAUGUCAAGACGACUCCCAUGGGUAUUGAUGUCGAAGCGCUGAACGAGUUGCGCCGGUUUGCUGAAGUCAAGGAUUGGAUUACCAAUAUUAGUUCCCGGUACAAGGGAAAACAUUUGAUCAUCGCGCGGGACCGACUGGAUGCUUCAGGCGGUAUCAAACAGAAGCUUCUGGCAUACGAGUUGUUUCUGAAGAAGUACCCCAAAUGGAGACAAAACGUCGUUCUGAUCCAAGUUGCCUCGGCAUCAGAAAUGCCCGAACUCGAGGCACAAGUCUCCCAGAUUGCCAUGAGAGUCAACUCUUCCUACUCAACUCUCACCCAUCAGCCCUUGGUCUUCCUGAGGCAAGAUACCAGCUAUUCCCAGCUCUUGGCGCUCAUGAGCGUCGCCGAAAUUUUCUUAGUCACCAGUUUAAGAGAAGGUAUGAACCUUAUGAGUCACGAUUAUCUACACUGUCAAGACGGGAAGCUUGCCCCCCAGCGCCAUGGUUCCCUCAUCAUCAGCGAGUUCACCGGUAGUGCGUCGAUCUUCCAAGGACACGAGAUGCUAGUGAACCCUUGGGAUUAUACCGAAGUUGCCGAGGCAAUCAACCGGGCAUUAGAGAUGUCGCCGGAACAGAAACAGCGUAACUGGGGAUAUCUUCUCGAGAAGAAGACCCCCUUUACUGCGAUUGCCUGGUAUCACACAUUUCAGGGCGCACUAACUACAGCUCACAGAACGCAAUUAUCUCGCGAACUUCACCAGAUCUCGUCGCUCUCCACGGUAGAUCUCAAGGAGGCAUAUGACAAGACUAACUAUCGAUUAUUCCUUUUUGAAGAAAGCGCAGUCACUUCCCCCAAUAUGGAACCACCCGCUGCUAACUUGAUCUCCGUGGCUAAAAACCUACUUCUUGAUCCCAACAACUUAAUAUAUGUGACCAGCGACAAAAGCCCCGAGCAGCUAGAGCUUGUCUUCCAAGACCUCUCCACGCGUGUUGGGUACAUUGCCGAAAACGGAUGCUUCAAGCGCGACAUCGGCUCGACGUACUGGAAGACCCUAGUAGACCUGGAGAAGGCCAAGGACUGGCGCAAUGGCAUCCGCAAGGUCCUACAGUACUACCACGAGCGAACCGAAGGCAGCCGAUUUGAAGAACGACGCUGUUUGCUAAACUUCUGGUACAACGAGGCCCAGGACCCAGAAGUCGCAACGCGGCAGGUUUCCGAGCUGGCAGACCAGGUCAACGGCUCCCGCGGCAGCGAGGCGAUCCGCGUCGUGCUCACCGAGGGCCUCCUAACCGUGGAACCCCUAGACGUCACCAAGGCUAAAGCCGCAGCGUCCAUCCUAGAGUCGCUCCCCCGUCUCCCAGACUUCCUUUUUGUGGUCGGUGGCUCCCGCAGUGACGAGGCUCUCUUCCGGUGGGCCAACAACAACUCCUUCUCGGGAGAUAAAAUCCACAGCGUGACAACCCUCGCCGUGGGAGCCCACGCCACCGAGGCCAAAGCUGUGCUGCCCGAUAAUGUGACCCUGGCCGCUGUCGUAAAUGCCUUGACCUCUUGA